This is a messenger RNA of Podospora pseudocomata, 168 nucleotides long. RefSeq lists its product as uncharacterized. The record is from RefSeq and is a predicted model, not a curated record. The transcript has a single exon. NCBI's taxonomy places the organism in Eukaryota, Fungi, Ascomycota, Sordariomycetes, Sordariales, Podosporaceae. Bases 1 to 168 code for a protein of 55 amino acids.
AUGUACGAGGCUCUGAGCGAGAAAGGUGUUGAUGCUGAGCUGAGAAUUAUUGACGGUGGAGCAAAACACCUCUUUGACAUUGGCAAGUGCUGGGAAAAGAGAUGCCCGCAAGGCCGUGAAGCGGUACAAGAGGGAUUUGAGUUUUUGGAGAAGCGUGUGUGCUGCUGA